UCAACAGCUGUUUGUCAAAUUUGCUGUCAAUUUUAACCUGCUAUUUGUCUCUUGUUUCUUUACAUUUGGACAAAAUUUUACUUGUGUUUUGCUGAAAAAUACCAAAAAACGAGAGAUGGCCAGCCGUGAAGCUGUAAGAAAAGCUGUACAACAGGUGCGUCCCAUCUUGUCGGUGGACCGUGAGGAGGCGCGCAAGCGUGCACUCAAUCUCUACAAAGCCUGGUAUCGGCAAAUUCCCUAUAUUGUAAUGGACUAUGACAUCCCCAAGUCGGUGGAGCAGUGCCGCACUAAGCUGCGUGAGGAAUUCGAAAGGCAUCGUAAUGUGUCCGAUGUGCGCGUCAUUGAUAUGCUGGUCAUAAAGGGGCAAAUGGAGCUGAAGGAGACCGUAGAAAUUUGGAAGCAAAAAGGUCACAUAAUGCGUUACUGGAAGGAAAGCCAAGAACCCAAACCCACUGACUUCUUGUCGAAAUUCUUGCAAGGUGUGAAUUAGUAAAAUCAUUUAAGUUAAUAUAAAACACAAUUUCGAACAUGAUGUUGCGACAUAUAUGCUAUAUAUAAUUGUUGGAUGGCAACUUAGUGAUUGUAAAUAAAAAAAUCGAAAUUUAACAAACACAA
Messenger RNA from Zeugodacus cucurbitae (melon fly), 615 nucleotides. RefSeq names its product NADH dehydrogenase [ubiquinone] 1 alpha subcomplex subunit 6 (gene ND-B14). The transcript is spliced from 3 exons. Bases 116 to 490 code for a protein of 124 amino acids. The record is from RefSeq and is a predicted model, not a curated record. NCBI's taxonomy places the organism in Eukaryota, Metazoa, Arthropoda, Insecta, Diptera, Tephritidae. Gene Ontology annotation, biological process: response to oxidative stress.